Messenger RNA from Pieris macdunnoughi, 1596 nucleotides. Lineage: Eukaryota; Metazoa; Arthropoda; Insecta; Lepidoptera; Pieridae. The record is from the annotation of a GenBank genome assembly.
AUGGUUGAAAAGUAUCCAGAAAAGAUUGAAUUUGCUGAUGUGGACAUUAGCGAUCCUGAUAUAUUGGAUCGACCAAGUAAUCGUUUUAGAAGAACUCCAAUUAUUGUUACGCUGUCGAACACCGAUAUAGCAACUGUAGAAAUACAAAAACUGCUAGAGGCAGGUAUGAAUAUUGUAAAAUUCAAAAUGUCGUUCACGACCAGAGGGGACAGAAUUCGACUCCUUGGGAGAGUAGAUAAAGCAGCAAUGGCGUGUUGCCGCAAAAUUGGCAUUCUUGAUUGGCCUGUUGCGUCCUGUGUUGAACUAAAGACUUGUAUUGUUAAGACUGGCUUGCUUGAAAGUAAUGCAGAUUUUAUUCCCAUUAAAGAAGGCACACGACUUAUUUUGACGUGCAAUCCAUGCGAACUGAAUAAAUGUAAUGAGAAAAAGAUAUUCGUUGAUAAUCCAACCUUAUCCAAAGAUAUUGUACCGGGAACAGAAAUAUCUAUUGGAUCCAAUGAGAUAAUACUAAAAUGCGAAACUGUGAUUGAUCGCGAUCGUAUUAAAUGCUUAGUUGUCAAAGGAGGUAACUUGAGUAAUGUAUGUAAUGUAUGUGCGAGAGGAGUGAAACACACCCAACCAUAUAUAACGAAGAAAGAUUUGGAUAUUGUCAAGUUUGCAUUGAGGUAUCAAAUUGAUAUGAUAAUUGUGAACUACGUUAGACAAGUGGAGACUUUGAGGGAAAUAAAAAAGUUUAUUGGCAAGACUACGAGACCGUUAAUAUUUUGUGGUAUCUGUACUGAAGAUGGGUUAAAAAAUAUCGAUGAUAUUAUAAAGGAAUCAGACGGUAUAAUACUUUCAAGAGAGUUUUUACCGUUCGAAAUUGAGGCUUCGGAAAAAUAUCGACUGCCCCACAUACAGAAAUGGAUAGGUGGAAAAUGUUUGAAGGCGGGGAAACCAUUUUAUUUAUCUGGUGGAUUGUUCAGGGAGGCUUUAUAUAGUGGUCAAUUUCAUGACAGCGAAAUAUCCGAUGUUGUCAAUGCAAUCAUGGAUGGAGUCAGCGGUUUUAUACUCAGGGACUGCUUCAACGUCACCCACGCUUUGGAGGUAUUGUAUGCGAUUAAUGAAAUAUGCUACUUUGUUGAACCACUAGUUACAAGUCGAAGAGGAUUCUGGAGGAGUCUGGAUGAUAUCAAAGUCCCAGUUAACGCUGCAGAAGCGGCAAUGAUGUCAUGUGCACUAGUUGCGAAUCAAACGAAUGCGCGUCUAAUUGUAUUGCCCACUGUCUCCGGGAAGACCGUCAAAGCCUUACACUGUAUGAGACCGUCAUGUAUUGUUAUUGCAGUUAGCACUAAGAUACAUGUGUUCCGGCUGUUACAUACCUACAGGAGCGUCUUACCUCUGAUGUUUAAAGAAAGCCGGACAUCAGCAGGAAAAACCUGGGAAGAUGCUCUUGAGGACCGCAUACACUUUGCUAUAGAAUACAUGGUGCAGCGAGGUUACGUAGUAUAUGGUGAUUUUUAUAUAACUCUACAAAGGGGCUCCGAAGAUAGCUCUUUUUGCGAUAUGGUCAGAGUAUGGAAAGUCAGCAUUACAAAGAAACUCUUGGUUGAGUAA